Messenger RNA from Salarias fasciatus (jewelled blenny), 1947 nucleotides. Its product is annotated as leukocyte surface antigen CD53-like. Gene Ontology annotation, cellular component: plasma membrane. Lineage: Eukaryota; Metazoa; Chordata; Actinopteri; Blenniiformes; Blenniidae. The transcript has 9 exons. The record is from RefSeq and is a predicted model, not a curated record. Bases 216 to 914 code for a protein of 232 amino acids.
GUCGACCCCGGGAAUGUCGGGAACUGAACCAGAUUAACUGCUCACUGCAUCCGUCACCGGAGGCGGUGUGUGGAAUUCAGAAUGCAGAAAAGAACUCUGGAGACAAAAUCCUGUCACCUCCCUGGAAACAUUUCGAAAGCGAAGCUGCUGCAGAAGGUGGAACACGAAGUCCCUCUGAUCUUCCAGGUGUUAGUGGAGGGAGACUCUCUGGGAGGAUGAAUCGCUCCUGUGUGAACUGCCUGAAGAGUCUGCUGACCGCGCUGCACUUCCUCUGCUGGCUGUGCGGCGCCUUCGUGGUGGCCUUCGGCGAGUUCCAGAUGAUGCACUCCAAGUUCGCCUCGCUGGUCACGUCCUUCUGGCCCAUCUUCCCGGCCAACACGCUGGUGAUCACGGGCACCAUCGUCACCUGCGUGUGCUACCUGGGCAUUCUGGGGGGCAUGAGGGAGAACCGCUGCAUGCUCAUCUCUUUCUUCAUCUUGCUCUUCAUCCUCAUGCUGGUGGAGCUGGCCAUGGCCCUCGUCUUCCUGGUCUACAGCCGAGAGAUUCACUCCUACUUCGAGCGAGACCUGAUGCGCAGCCUGGAGAUCUACAGGCAGUCUAGUCCAUCUGCCAACACGACCCUGAAAGAAGACUUCGAUGCGGUUCAUUUCCUGUUUAAAUGCUGUGGCGUUCACGGUGAGGACGACUGGAAGGGGAACGUCCCGAUCUCCUGUUGCGUUGACGACCCCUGCAACUCGGCAGUACAAACCAACUGGGGACAGGGCUGUCUGGACGUGCUGAGGGACUGGUUUGCCAGGAACUACUUGAGCACUGGGGCCGGCGUCAUCACCAUGUUCAUCAUACAGUUUCUUUGCCUGUGCGUCACUGUGCCUCUGUUUUGCCACUUCAGCCGAGAAGGACUGGGCUACCAGUGACCUCAAAAAAAAAAAAAAGAAGAAGAAAAAUCUUCAACCAUGCAUACGAUUCUUUUUACUCUUUCCUGGGUGUUUGCUGCCAUUUGUCAACAAGCGAGGGCGAUGAAGGAAAAGCUGAGGAUGAAGGUGACAUUCCAGUGAGAUACAUUCUGACAUGAUUCUGUCAAAAAAAAUAUGAAGGCUGAGAGAGAAUCAUCUCCAGGGAUGCAUGGAUACCAUUUCUUUAAAGUACUGCAGUAGUACUCGUGCUAACCUUUAGCUUACAGCCUGCUGUUCAUGAGCGGACCAGUCAGACUUCAGCCAUGUUUAGCAUACAGCAUCGCUGGCGUGUGAGCCCUGAAACUCUUUAGCAUGUAGCAUUGCUGGCGUGUGAGCCCUGAAACUCUUUAGCAUGUAGCACGGCUCUGAGUUGCGUGGUGACGAUCUCUGUCUUGGGUUGUAUCUGGGAUCUUUUUCUGAACGUGCGCAGUAUCAGACCCGAUACUGGUAUUGAUGUCAGUGCAUCUCUACUCAUCACAAAAGGAAAAAAAAAAGUUUUUCCUGUGUAUCAAAAAUUCAGACUCGCAUUAAACCCAGGAUUUCCCUCAGGAAUGUGUGAGAUUUCACCUCCUCACUACAAACAAACAACCAAAUUAAUUACUGUUUGCUGCUCAACACAUGGCUUCUUCUGUAAUUCAAAUCUCUUCUUGUAUACAGUUUUUUUUCCUUUCCUCCUCCUCAAGGUGAAUAUACUGUUUUUCUGUCUCCUGAUGCUCAUGUGUGAAUUCGUUGGGGGUUUUACCCCCAGCAUUACACUCCAAGGCUUGUUGAUCAUGUGGCGAUGCUGUGUGAUUAAAGUUAAAUUGAACAUAUACUACACCUGUUUGGGAACCAACAAAACCUUUAAGCAGCUCUAUGGUGCCUUUCAAUAAUGCUAAAUUAACUGUAGUACAGAAAUUUAGUGUUAAAAGCAGCGGUAUACAACACACACACACACACACACACACACACACACACACACACACACACACACACACACACACACACACACACA